This is a messenger RNA of Scaptodrosophila lebanonensis, 847 nucleotides long. RefSeq lists its product as uncharacterized. The record is from RefSeq and is a predicted model, not a curated record. The transcript has 3 exons. Lineage: Eukaryota; Metazoa; Arthropoda; Insecta; Diptera; Drosophilidae. The coding region runs from base 232 to 621 and encodes 129 amino acids.
GCAUUAAAAACGAAAAGGAACAAGCAAUUCAAACGUACAUAGCGGGUGUCCUGUCUCUCGUUUCACCCACAGUCAAACGUUACAUUCCUAUAUUGAGGGGGGUCACCCUGUAUGGGUCAGCAGUAAGGAAUUAAGUAUAAAAGAAACAGCAUUCCGACAAGCGCCCGCAGUCUUUUCCACAUUUAACAGAGUGCUGGUAUCGUCGAGGUGUUGUUUAAUUUUGAUAGAAAUAUGAAUUUUCUAAUAGUGCUGGUGCUCAUAGCAACAUUUUCUAAUAUUAUCGGUGGGACCCCAACGCCGACCAUUGCUAAUGAUGAGUUAAUGGAUGGAAAAUAUUUAUGUGAAGGCCUUUCAGCUCUAAGGUUUUAUGACAAUACCUACAACAAUCUCAACAAUGGUUAUGUUAAGACAGAGAUUACCAGCACAUCAGCUUUUCUUAACGAGUUUUACAAUAUGUUUCUGAAGACUUUGAGCAUGUUUAGGCAGUCUCUAGGAAGAAAGCUAACUACUAACAGAAUUCCCGAAGAAAUAGCAGCAAUUUUUGCUAAACGAAACUUAGACAGCAUUGCAGGAGGUCAUCUAAUUAAAAGGACUCAGGACAACAAAUCAAUGACCGACUAAAUAUGGAAAGCGAAUGGCGACAGCAUCCUUCAAAUGUUAUAUCAUAGUCCUAAGUCAAGCGUAUUUUAUUCAUAGAUACUUUUAAUUUGUAAAUAAAAGCUAUCAAUAUUAACUGUUUCAUAGCCAAAUUAUGCUAUAUCUGAUCAAAAUGCUUUAUAUGUAUCUACUUAUGUACAUAUGUAUGUAUAUACACAUAUUUUAAAGGAAAAUAAGAAAUCAACUAUAA